Lactuca sativa (garden lettuce) is the source of this 468-nucleotide messenger RNA. The record is from RefSeq and is a predicted model, not a curated record. Lineage: Eukaryota; Viridiplantae; Streptophyta; Magnoliopsida; Asterales; Asteraceae.
AUGAACACAGAAAUACAAGUAGCAGACAAAUCUAUUGAAACACAUAUGGUUAACGACAUUGAUGCAAAUAGUUAUCUAGAAUCAACUUUAGAAUGCGAGAAAAUAAAUGAUAUCGAUGUAAAUCUGGGUCAUGAUGGAGAUGAAAGUAUCAUUGGAAAGGUUUUCAGUACACCUCAUGAUGCAUAUACGUUUUAUAAUCAAUAUGCUUUUUUACAUGGAUUUGGUAUACGAAUUCAUUGGGCCUUUAAAAACAAGACGACAAAUGAGCCAUACCGUAAAAUGUAUGUUUGCAAUAAACAAGGCUUUAAAAGAUUGAAGGCUAAUAGUUCUGGGGUUGCAAAGAAACAACGUAGAAAUUUGAGGACCGGAUGCCAAGCAAUGCUUCGAAUUUCAAAAGGAAAAGAUGGGAUAUGGUUUGCGGACAUGUUUAACGAUACCCACAAUCAUGAGUUAAGUGUUACACUGUAG